Messenger RNA from Paramuricea clavata, 2292 nucleotides. NCBI's taxonomy places the organism in Eukaryota, Metazoa, Cnidaria, Anthozoa, Malacalcyonacea, Plexauridae. The record is from the annotation of a GenBank genome assembly.
AUGGCGGACGAGGAAGACGUAAUUUUUGACAAUUCUCCGCUGUAUAGACAUUUAUCUGAAGUUGGAUUUACAGAUUUUCAUGUAGAAACGUUAAAUAACUAUGAAGAACGUCCAGGCUUGAUCGUCAACGAGCACCUAAGACAAAAUAAUAGCGAAAAUCUCGGCAACAGAAAUUUGAAGGAUUGGGCCAUAAAUUCGGCCAAGGGAUUCAUCUUAGGUUAUUUUCUGCCUUCCACUGUGUCAGAAGAGAUAUCAUGCUACAGUUCUUGUGUAGCUAUGAUAAAGUCCUCCGGUUUGUUAGCAGACGAUGAUUUGGAACUCUUGUACAGAUAUGAACACUGUACAAAUACCGAAUUUGACACUGCCAAUAUUGUCUCUGCAGAAUGCAAGAUUAAUGAAGAAAACAAUAAAUUUACCAAAACUAAUAACUCCGUUUUUACAAGCAGGCUCAUGAUUGGAAUUAUAUUGCUAACUGCUAUAAUUCUGGGCUUACUUUUGAAUACCAACUCUGCUAACCUGAAAAUUAUUUCAUACAUUUUUCUAUCGAUUCUAUUUGUGUGUCUACUUCAACAGUUGUACUUUUUACAGGCAAAGAACAAAAUCUAUAUCCUUAAGAAAAACAUGGCCUUACUUCUUGAUUAUAUCAAGUUUACAGAAAAACUUCUUGUCUUAAUACGAAAGAUAAUCUUGUUUAUUCAAGAAAAGGAGCUUAUUACUCGCGGUCACAUAAUAGUCAAUCCAGCAGCUCCUGUCACGAGGUUAGAGUCCCAAAUUAAACAAUGUAUGAUGCUAAGGAAAUGCUUGUUCCUUGAAAUGAACAAUUAUCUUGGCCUACUUCAUAACCAAAUUAAAGAUGUUUCAAAUUCAAGGUUUCUUAAUACUGAUUGUGGGGAUUUAAAUUGGCUUGCGAAAGAGCUUAGUAGAAUUGGGAACGAGUGUUCAACUGACAGUGAGAACAAUUCACAAGCAAAUGACUAUUCAUUGAUGACACUAAAGAAAGCCUUUGCUACACUAGGCUGCAAGCAAUCAUCGUUGCUAUGCUGUACAGCAGUAAAUUUGAUGUCAGUAAUAAUCAAUUUACAGCAGUCUGAGCGAAAACAAGAUGACUCGUGUCAGUUUUAUAGUUGCUUAGGGGAUUUAUUAGCUGAAGGUAAAAAAUGCUUUGACAAUCUCCGUGAAUGCUAUAAAUUUCAUAAAGUUGAUAUACCAGCUCAUAUCUUUGAUGAAAAGCAAAGACAUGUGCCGUCUGAUAACACUUUGUACUUGCCUUUCACGUUGGCUCUACGUAGCAUGACCCUUCAUUUGCAACAGGCUUGUAAAACGUCUGUUGAUAUUGAAGAAAAGUUAGAUAAGCUGAUUACAGAAUCUGAGUUCCCUGCGUGCGCAGAUUUAGAUGAAAUCAACAAGCAGAUAUCACUUAUUGGUCAAGAAAUAGAGAAGCUUAACGUGUGUUACGAGGAAAGUCAAAGUAAACUUCAAGAAAUUGCAUUUAGCUCGAGUGAAGAACAGAUGCCAGGAAAUAUUGUGGAAGAAGAACCAAAUGGAAGCUCAAUUGAACAAGAAGAUAAAGAUGUCCAAAUACUAAAAUUUGCAGAAGAAACGGAGCCUGUUCCCGAUCAGAUAUUUGAAGGAGAAACAACGUCUGAAUACGAUAAUGGAACACAUUAUUCGUCAAAUUUAGGAAGAGAAGAACUACUUAGAGAAGAAAAAAUGAGAGAGGAAAGUCGACAUCUUCUUAAGGAAUUGAAAUGUGUUUUAGCAACGAAAGAUGAAGAAAAAAUGGUCGCCAUUCCGAAGAUGUUAUUAAAGAAAUUUGGUGCAAUAAAGAUUGAUGGCAAUGUUGGAAACACAGUCCAGAGAGGAGUUGAGAGCAGCGACGUUGGUGCUUCCAAUAACGUAUCUAGUUCUGUUACAGAGUCAUCUCAGUCUGAGACAAAUAUGAAGAGUUGUGUGGAUAAAACAAGAACAUUGAAAUCAUGUGAUGAUGCUUCCACUGUUAAAGAGCAGGCUGCCAAUAUGAUACCAGUCGUGACAAAUCCUCCCAAGGACCCAGAGCAAUCGAUCCCUGGAUCUGAUAAUGCAGAUUGUGUAACAAAUGAAAACAGUGAUGUCGUUUAUAAUGCAUUGAAUGAAUGUAGUGUCAAUGAUCAUAUCGGACAUAUGAGUCAUGCCAAUCCAUUUGCGUCCAUGGUAGCAGCCGCGGCGGCAGCAAGAAAUAGACAGUUUGGUGUAAUAGAGCAGAGUUAUGAAAUUGAGGCUGAAACGUUUGGUGACGAGACUGAUACAGAUUGA